Ornithorhynchus anatinus (platypus) is the source of this 2268-nucleotide messenger RNA. RefSeq names its product TIA1 cytotoxic granule associated RNA binding protein (gene TIA1). Bases 116 to 1231 code for a protein of 371 amino acids. Gene Ontology annotation, molecular function: mRNA binding. NCBI's taxonomy places the organism in Eukaryota, Metazoa, Chordata, Mammalia, Monotremata, Ornithorhynchidae. The record is from RefSeq and is a predicted model, not a curated record. Gene Ontology annotation, cellular component: cytosol. The transcript is spliced from 13 exons.
AGGGAAGGGGAGGGACGGGAAGGGAAGGGAAGAGAAGAGAAGGGCGGCUUGGUGGGUGGGUGCAGCGGCCGCCGACGGAGCCGGGCGGGGCCCCCGCCGCGCCGCCAGCGCCGCCAUGGAGGACGACAUGCCCAAGACCCUGUAUGUGGGAAACCUGUCCAGAGACGUGACAGAGGCACUCAUUCUCCAGCUGUUCAGCCAGAUCGGCCCAUGCAAGAACUGCAAGAUGAUUAUGGAUGUAAGGACGGCCGGCAACGACCCGUACUGUUUCGUGGAGUUCUACGAGCAUCGCCACGCGGCCGCGGCCCUGGCCGCCAUGAACGGUCGGAAGAUCAUGGGGAAGGAAGUCAAAGUGAACUGGGCCACGACCCCCAGCAGUCAGAAGAAAGAUACAAGCAGUAGUACCGUUGUCAGCACACUGCGUUCACAAGACCAUUUCCACGUCUUCGUCGGCGAUCUCAGUCCGGAAAUCACAACCGAAGACAUAAAAGCUGCCUUCGCACCGUUCGGAAGGAUAUCGGACGCACGUGUGGUGAAAGAUAUGGCAACGGGGAAAUCUAAAGGAUAUGGUUUUGUCUCCUUCUUCAACAAAUGGGAUGCCGAAAACGCCAUUCAGCAGAUGGGCGGGCAGUGGCUCGGCGGACGGCAAAUCAGAACCAACUGGGCGACGCGAAAACCUCCGGCUCCCAAGAGUAACUUCGAAGCAAACACCAAACAGCUGUCCUACGACGACGUCGUCAAUCAGUCCAGUCCGAGCAACUGCACUGUAUACUGCGGUGGGGUCACUUCGGGGUUGACAGAACAACUGAUGCGCCAGACUUUCUCCCCGUUUGGUCAGAUCCUGGAGAUCCGAGUGUUUCCAGAUAAAGGAUACUCAUUUGUACGGUUCAAUUCCCACGAGAGCGCCGCCCACGCCAUCGUCUCGGUGAACGCCACCACCGUCGAGGGCCACGUCGUCAAGUGCUACUGGGGUAAAGAGACUCCGGAUCUGUCCAGUCCGGUCCCCCAGCAGAGUCAGAUCGGCUACCCGCAGGCGUACGGGCAGUGGGGCCAGUGGUAUGGCAACGCCCAGCAGAUCGGCCAGUACGUGCCCAACGGCUGGCAGGUCCCCGCCUACGGGAUGUACGGACAGGCUUGGAACCAGCAGGGAUUCAAACGCCGUCUUCAGCGCCGUGGAUGGGUACAAAUUACGGAGUCCAACCACCUCAAGGGCAGAACGGGAGCAUGUUAACCAACCAGACUGGAUAUCGCAUGGCCGGUUACGAAACCCAGUGAGAGAAAAGGACUCUGCGAUCUUUGAACACCAGUAGCUCGAGGCUGCGGGAGGAGUGUUGGAAAGCCUUUUGUUUACUUAAAAGAAAAAAAAAGAUUUAUCAAAUCAAGUCAGUGCAAAUGUCAGAUACAAUGUAUUUAUUUAAAAGAAAGUUCAUUUUUUUAAUCAUGAAAUUUCGCGCACCCACGGUGUUUUUUUUUCCACAGAACGAGAAGCCGGGUGCCUGCCAAUUUUUGCCUUCUUUUCCUCUUUUGAUAUGUAAUGUUUCUCAGAUCCUUGUUCAAAACACAACAAAUGCAGGGAUGGUUGUGCCCCCUUUUUUAAAAAAAAUUAGGAGGCAGAAAAUUGCACAACGUCGAACUUUUUUUUUUUCCACUGAAGUAGCGUGCAGUUCUAGUUCGCAUUCCUGAUAUGAUUUAAGGCGUGUAAUAUAAAAGUUGUACAAAAAAGCCAAAACUGCCCAGCCCGGGGGCCACUGGGAGCCUCCAGAUUGUGCGUGAUUCCGUGGUUUUUUGUUUUUUUUUUUAAAAAAAAGGCAUUGUCUGAGCUGUCCAUCUUCACUCUUGUCCCAUCGGGGUUUUUUUUUUUUACUCUAAAUUAUUAGUUUACAUCGUUUUGUAUCUCUCCAUUUUUCAAAAAUUUGUCUUGCCUUACUUAAAUUAUUGUUCAAUGGGGAAAAAAAACAGAAACGCGCUCGACACUGAAGUCGCAAAACUUUCUCAGAUGGAUUUAACCGUUGCAUCCGUUUGGCGUUUUAUAUGAGAAGGUGCCUAGAGAAAUCCCUGUUGGAUUUGUUUUAGAGGAUUUUUAUCUUCUGUGAUGAACUUUGCUGUGUAUCAGGAAGUAUAAACACCCUGUUACAAAAAAAAAAGACUGAAAUGUGAUCAAUUCCUAGGAACCAGCCUGUUUGUUUCAUCUUGUCUACUUCUACAUCGACAUGUAUUUCGUUAUCAUGUAAAAAAAAAAAAUCUUAGCAAAGUAAUAUUUUGCACAGU